Messenger RNA from Pogoniulus pusillus (Red-fronted tinkerbird), 10807 nucleotides. It is a transcript of the gene MAP2, whose product is annotated as microtubule associated protein 2. Gene Ontology annotation, biological process: neuron projection development; microtubule cytoskeleton organization. The record is from RefSeq and is a predicted model, not a curated record. The transcript has 18 exons. Gene Ontology annotation, cellular component: neuron projection. Bases 430 to 6375 code for a protein of 1981 amino acids. Lineage: Eukaryota; Metazoa; Chordata; Aves; Piciformes; Lybiidae. Gene Ontology annotation, molecular function: microtubule binding.
GCCGGCUGGUUUGUCAUCCUUCUGGAAAUUUCUGUGGCCAGUGAACUCCCUCUUCCUCUCCCACUCACCCUCUUUUCCUUUCCACCACUGCGGGGACUUCUUCUAAUUCGCAGUUUUCCGUUUCCUGACGUACACAUGGUCGGCAGCGGAGCCGGCGGCUCGCAGGCUGCGUCUGCCUGGAGCUCGGCAGCGAGCCGAUGGAGAGCAGCGCUCCGGGAGAGUGAUUGUGCAGCAGUUAUUUAAGGAUAGGCUUUUGUGGUAUGGCAGCGUAUGAGCUGGAACAGGUUCUGCAGUGCACAGCCUCGGACGUGAGCCGCUGAGAGGAGCCUGCUUGUGCAGAGAUCGCCAAGGAACCCAGAGUUUCCCUCGCUUGCCUGCCAGACACAGCAUUCUGUCAUCUGCCUAACCAGGUCAAGCAGUGAAGGAACCAUGGCAGAUGAGAGGAAGGACGAAGCCAAGGGCCCGCACUGGGCUUCAGGCCAGCUGACAGAGGGCUCCCCACACCCGCACUCCCCCGAGCUGAAGGAGGCGGGCGGCGCGGGGGUCAGGAGCGCCAAUGGGUUCCCCUACCGCGGGGACGAAGAGCCGGGGCGCGAGCAGCCGGGGCCGUACGCGCGCACCAAGGAGAACGGCAUCAACGGAGAGCUGUCGGCGGGGGACAGGGAGACCGCAGAAGAAGUGUCUGCGAGGAUAGUACAAGUAGUAACAGCCGAAGCUGUAGCAGUCUUGAAAGGAGAACAGGAAAAAGAAACCCAGCACAAAGAGCAGCCUGCACCACUCCCUUUAGCAGUUGAAGAGUCAGCCAACCUGCCUCCUUCCCCGCCUCCGUCGCCAGCUUCCGAGCAGACCGGAGCUCUGGAGGAAGAAGAAGAACCGGUAAAGAGGCUGAUGGCUGUGGAAGCAAAGCCAGCCACUCCUCCUGGGAAGCAGCUGGGGAAAGAGCACGGGCCCAGUGAGCCUUUGGACUGGGCAAAGGGCCUCUGUGAGGGUCACUUGGAUUCUGGUUUGGAGGCCAAAGUGUGCGGUGAAGACAAAGUGCCCAGCAUGGCAGCCAGCAGGGAGAGUGUCACCGCUGUGGUGGCAUCACCCCUGGCAGCCCCGUCCCCUUCCUCAGCUGAGGAAGCCACGAAGAUGGAAUUCCGUGUCCAGGAGGGCACAGGCCCUUUCGCAGCAGAACCAUUGGACACAAAGCAGCGUGAGUCUGGCAAAGACAGUAAGACUGGUGAGCAACCUAAACAUGAUGCCUUAGUUCCACAGCCAGCAAAAACAGAGGCUCUAGAUAAAAAGGAUUCGCAGAGCAAAGACAAAGAAAAAAUGCCUUCGCCUCUGUCAGAGCAGUUCUUGGGAAGUGAUUGGGAAAAGAAAGGGGAAGCCAGAUUUGCAGAACCUGCUGCCAAGCCUCCUGCUUCCCAAGAGCAAAAGGAGUUGUCAUCUGAACUGCCUAAAGGGAGUAAAACAGAAGAAAGGACUGCAGAAGUGCCCUCAUCAUCAAACCAAGUUACAGUCAUGAAAUUUAAAGAUGACCUUAAAGACCUCCAAGGUCUGGCCAUCAGCCAUGGUGAAAGGUCUCUAUUGCUAUCAGAAUCCAAGGCAGAAGCAUACAGAAGUGAAUUUCCUUCAAGCCCAUCUCCUGCUGUCCCCCAGGACCUUCCACUCAAAGACACUUUCAAAACGAAACAGGAACCCCCUGACCAUCUGUUUGCCAAAGAUCUCACUAAAGAUGAACAGCUCCACAAAGGCAAGACGCUAGCUCUGCAAGACAUCUCAGCAGUAACUUUAGACAGCCUGAAAACUCCAAGCACCUCAAAAAUGCCUGCCUGGGGGGAGGAAAAGGACAUGACCAAGGAUGAGAGCGAUGAAGAAGAGAGGUAUGACUUCUAUGAUAAAGGGGAGGCUCGAAUACUAGAUGAUGGUAAAUAUACCACAAAAGCCGAAGUGCAGACACUUACCCUCGGCAAAACAGACAUUCAAAAGGGUAGCGAACCUAUAAAGUCACCUGAUGUCCUCAAAGCAGGGAAGGAAGUGGACCAAAGUGGGCUCCCAGAAACACUGGACAUUAAAAAGGAGGCCCAGCCAAGCACACAGGUGCCCCCAGCCAAGUUAAGCCAUGAACUGCCCCUUGAGAAAACAGCAGAGCGCCCUGAUACCACUCAGCCAGCCGGAACAGCAGAGAAAGCUCUGGAGGCGCUGAGCUUAACCACUGACAAGGCUUCUGCCAUAGAGGCUGCUCAAGAGAAGGAUGUUGCAAAGGAUGCCAAGCAGGAUCAGACAAGUGCCACAGCUCCUUACCAAGUGAAAGAAGAGGAGGAUCGGUCGGGAAUGUCAAAGUACUUUGAAACCUCUGCUCUGAAAGAGGAAGCCUCCAAGGCAGAGGCUCUGAAACAAGGCAGCGACUACUAUGAGCUAAGUGACACUAAAGACAGUGUCUACGAGCCCUACCGGACAAACCGCCUCAUUCCUGAAGACAAGGAGGAAGAGGAGGAAGAACUGCAGCAGGGGGUGUCUGCUCAUGAAAUGGGGUACAGUACCCUGGCUCAGAGCUUUGCAGCAGACACAUCUGAUGAACCAAGCUCCCCGACAGAAAGAAUGUUCACCAUUGACCCCAAAGUCUAUGGGGAUAAGAGAGAGCUCCACAGUAAAAAUAAAGAUGACCUGACCCUGAGCAGGAGCCUGGGCCUUGGGGGCAGAUCUGCAAUUGAGCAGAGAAGCAUGUCUAUCAACUUGCCUAUGUCCUGCCUGGACUCAAUAGCUCUAGGAUUUAGCUUUGGUCGAGCACAUGAUCUUUCUCCCCUCGCUUCAGAUAUUCUAACUAACACCAGUGGGAGUAUCGAUGAAGGUGAUGACUACUUGCCAGCAACUACACCAGCACUGGAGAAGGCUCCCUGCUUCCCUAUUGACAGUAGAGAGGAAGAUGAGCACACUGAAGAAGAAAAACCCACAGCAGGAGAAAAGGUCCAGCCCGAGCCCUCGGCUGAGUCGCCUUUCCUGGCCAAAGAUUAUUACAAAAAUGGAGGUGUUUUGGCUCCCGACCUGCCUGAAAUGUUGGACUUGGCAGGGACAAGAUCCAGAUUAGCCUCCGUGAGUGCAGAUGCUGAGGUGGCACAAAAGAAGUCGGUUCCUUCAGACAGCGCUGUGGAAGAGGGCAGCACAGCCCUGCCCCCUGUGACGGAUGAAAACCACGUAACUCUGAAGGCUGAAAGUCAGCUGGAAGACCUGGGCUACUGCGUUUUCAACAAGUACACAGUCCCCCUCCCUUCUCCAGUCCAGGACAGCGAGAACCUGAGCAGCGAAACCUGCCCGUUUUACGAAGGCACGGAUGAAAAACUGAGACGUGGCCUAGCUCCAGACCUCUCUUUAAUAGAAGUGAAGCUGGCCGCAGCUGAAAAGUCAAAAGAAUUCCUCAGCGAGAAAGACUUGGGUCAGCCUGCCACUGUGGAGUCCCUUCUGGCGAGGGACCUCGAGCAGGAGAAGAAGGAGAAGCUGCAUACAGUGCUAGAAAACAGCGAAGGCCUCGCUGGCUCCAGACAGGUCUUUCCCGUUAAAGGUGCAGAGACAGAGAAGACAAGGCCCGAGGCCAUCCUAGAACUGAGAGAGGAAAGCGUGGCCGCUAAAGUUCACAUAGCUGACGACACCAGGUAUGGCAGAAUACAAGCUUCAGAGCUAGCCGUGGGAAAGGAGGCUGCUGCUUUGCUGAUGGAGAAGGAGGAGAAGACUCUGAGUGUUGUUCCUGAAAUAGCAGAGGUAGAAGCUGUAGUUAAACCAGAUUACAAUGCUAUAAAGCACGAUAUGGAGGUGGCUGCAAGGAGAGCUGACCAGGAAUAUCAGAGUCAAUUAGAGGCUAAAAUCAGCGAGGCUGUUUCUCUCCCCCCAGGGAAGGACAAAGCCUCCGUUAAGAGAGCGGAGCCCGAACCCAAAGACACUCAGCAGACAGAUCAGACUGUCCUGCCCAGAGAAGCGAAGGAUGCAGAGAUGCUUUCCAAGACAGAGCUUGGCUACUCAAAAGACGGCACCAAACUGUCGGAAACAGAAAUUAAGGAGAAGGUAACUAAGCCUGACCUGGUACAUCAAGAAGCAGUCGAUAAAGAGGAGUCUUAUGAAUCUAGUGGGGAGCACGAUCAAGCCCAGGAAGGUUUGAAUGGAGAAUCUUUGAAACCAGAGGAUAUCAAAGCAGAACCUCCGAAACCUCCUGUAUCUGGGGAAGAGACGCUUGCAGAGCUAGCAGCAAAGGAGCCUUCUGUGGACCUCCUUCCAAAAGCUGAGCCUCUCCAGGAAGAGCCUGCUGAGAUUCAGAUGGAGAGCAUACCACAGCCUGCAGAAGGGAUUGAAAAGGUUCCUGAUAGAGCAGUGGAACCCGUGGAAAAGCUGCUGCCAUGCGAAGUGUCAGCUGGGACCACAAAAGGGGAAGAGCAUGAGGAAGAAGAGGAAGAAGCAGGGCAAGAAGAAAAAGAAGAGGUUAAGCAGCAUUUUAUACCAGAAAUGCCCCGAGAAAUAGACUUUGGGACAGCUACUGCUGAAGAAAUGCUAGCUAAAGGUAGCCCAGAAGCAGUGCCUGAGCUGAAAGGUGUGAUUGAAUCGGUGGUGACAGUGGAGGAUGACUUUAUCACAGUGGUACAGACCACAGUUGAUGAGGGCGAGUCUGCUUCUCACAGCGUGCGCUUUGCCACCACUCAGCAGGAAGACAUCGAAACUGGGGACUCCCAGGCCGAAGAGGAGCUGGAGCUUGAGGAAAUGGCUGACAUUCAAGCUGAGCCAAAGGAGGGCUCCCCGGAGGCUCCUGCUUCACCCCAGAGAGAAGAAAUCCUGCUCACCGACUACAAGACAGAGACGUGCGACGAUUACAAAGACGAAACAACAAUCGACGACUCCAUCAUGGACACAGACAGCCUCUGGGCUGAUACCCAAGAUGAUGAUAGGAGCAUCAUGACUGAGCAGUUAGAGACUGUUCCUAAAGAGGAGAAGGCAGAGAGAGAAUUGCGAAGACCAUCUCUCGAUAAGCAUAAAAAAGAAAAGCCUUUUAAAACUGGGAGAGGCAGGAUUUCUACUCCUGAAAGGAAAAUAGCUAAAAAGGAACCUAGCACCCUCUCCAGAGAUGAAGUGAGAAGGAAAAAAGCAGUGUAUAAGAAAGCUGAACUUGCUAAAAAAACUGAAGUUCAGGCCCACUCUCCCUCCAGGAAAAUCAUUUUAAAACCUGCUAUCAAAUAUACUAGACCAACUCAUCUCGCCUGUGUUAAACGGAAGCAGACAGUGGCCCAGGAAAUGACAACUUUCCCCUAUUUCUCUCCAAUACCGGAAGAAAGUUCCCAUGUCACUGCAGCAGGUGGUGAAACAAACCAGGCUCCUGGUGUAUUUAAACAAGCAAAGGAAAGACUCUCAGAUGGAGUGAGCAAGAGUCCUGAGAAGCGUUCCUCUCUCCCAAGGCCUUCCUCUAUCCUUCCCCCUCGGAGAGGGGUCUCAGGAGAGCGAGACAGGGAGGAGAACUCUCUGUCCCUCACAGCUUCUCUUUCCUCUUCAGUACGACGGACCACACGAUCAGAGCCAAUUCGUAGCAGAGCAGGGAAGAGUGGAACUUCUACCCCCACUACUCCUGGUUCCACUGCCAUCACUCCAGGGACACCACCGAGCUACGCCUCCCGUACCCCAGGCACUCCGGGGACCCCCAGCUACUCCAGAACCCCCCACACUCCUGGCACCCCAAAGUCUGCCAUACUGGUACCGACGGAGAAAAAGGUCGCCAUCAUCCGCACUCCUCCCAAGUCCCCAGCCACGCCCAAGCAGCUGAGAGUCAUCAACCAGCCUCUGCCUGACCUCAAGAAUGUCAGGUCCAAGAUUGGAUCAACAGAUAACAUCAAAUACCAGCCUAAAGGGGGGCAGGUUAGGAUUUUAAACAAGAAGAUCGAUUUUAGCGAUAUUCAGUCCCGGUGUGGUUCCAGAGAUAACAUCAAACACUCUGCAGGGGGAGGAAAUGUACAAAUUGUAACCAAGAAGAUCGACUUGAGCCAUGUCACUUCCAAGUGCGGCUCGCUCAAGAAUAUCCACCACAAGCCAGGAGGCGGGCGUGUGAAGAUCGAGAGUGUCAAACUGGACUUCAAAGAGAAAGCCCAGGCCAAGGUUGGGUCGCUGGAAAACGCUCACCACGUGCCUGGCGGGGGGAACGUCAAGAUCGACAGCCAGAAGCUGAACUUCAGAGAGCACGCCAAAGCCCGUGUGGAUCACGGGGCUGAGAUCAUCACGCAGUCACCGGGCAGGUCCAGUGUGGCUUCGCCACGCAGACUCAGCAACGUCUCCUCUUCUGGAAGCAUCAACCUGCUUGAAUCUCCCCAGCUUGCUACCCUGGCUGAAGAUGUCACAGCAGCCCUUGCUAAGCAGGGCUUAUGAAUGUGCUCAUUUUGCAUUGUAUGAAGUAAUAAUAUUUAGGCAUGAGCUCUUGGCAGGAAUGGGCUCAGAGCAGGUGUUACAUUCAUUCUUUACCAUGUCUAAAAGUAAGUCACCUCCCAAGACUUGUAGUUACCAUACAGUUUAGGGGAAAAAAAGGAAAAAAAAGAGAGAAAAAAAAAGUCAGAAUUUUCCCUAGAUGCAGCAAUUGGCCUGAUCUCCAUUUCCAACAGGAAGACACUGGCUUUAUAUGGGUAUCCAACUGCAGUAUUGGACAGUUCUUGUUGCUCUGCUCUGUCUUGCAUGGAGUACUGUACUAUGACAAAAUGCAUUUUUACCUUUCACGUGCCUGAAGGCCAUCCACCUCUUUCUCAAGAGCCUUGUUGAUAAUCCCAAGCUGCUCAUUUCACUGUUCCGUUGGUAAAUGGGGGAAACCAAACAACAACCACAAACAACAGCAACAACCAGAAAGAAAAAAACCACAAAGCAGAGUUGCCCGUUGGAAGUUAUCGCAGGUUAAAUUAAAGGUCUGCUCACCAGAAGGAAGGGCACAGAGAGAAAUUCAAGUUUAACUUAAAAAAAAAACAAAAAACAGAAAAGGUUAAAAAAAAAAAGUGUUCUUUUGUAUAAAUGAGUAGAACAAAAGUUAAGUUAUUAACAUGGUUUUGGGUUUGGUCGUUGGUUGUUUCUUUUUUUCAGACCUGGUUGAUUCUGUCAGUGUAUAGCUGGAAAAGCCAAUAAAUUAUUUAACUAAUAACUAAAACAAACAAACAAAAAAGAGUAGUUUGAAAACCAUUUGAACCAUGCUUGGGGAUGUGAGGUAAGAAAGCUGCCGAAAGCAAGCACUUGCUCCCCAACAGGCCUGUGUCCAAUUAGGCAGUUGGUCCUGCACCCCUUCCAUCUGUUUGAUACAGUAUUAUAGAUAUAUAUAUAUAUAUUUCUCUGUGGCCAUUUGUGAGAUGCCCUCCUCCUCCUCCUCCUCCUCCUCAUAUACUUGAAUAUUCUACUUCUUUAUUCACAGUAUCUGUGUCUCUUGCACCCUUUGGUGUUGCAAUUUUAGGUAUGUAAAAGUUGAUGUUAGCAGGGGGUUUGUUUGUUUGUUUGGGAGUUUUUUCCCUAUUCAUAAGAAUACAUUUAAGAGAUGAAAAUUCUCAGCAUGAAGUUGCUUUCUGUAACAACUACAAGCCGUGACCCUGUUUUAGUGCCAGAUGCAGUUCUCUUCUGUGAUGCUAGGAAAAGGAUUCCUUCCCUCCCUUUCUUCACAAAGUUAUGAGUUUUGUGGGGUCCAGAUGGUUUGGAAAAGGGUCUCCAAAGAUGGCUGAGUUUGGAUUCUGCUUUCUAAAAUAUCCACAGUACUUUGUUUCUGGCUGUUAGUUCUUUAUCUCUUUUUUCUUUCCUUUCCUUUUUUUUUUUCUUUUUGUUUGUUUGGUUGGUUUUUAGCAACAAUGAAUGUUAGAUUUUUUCAAUUUUUUUUUUUUCUUUUGCUAAAGUUGAAAGACAGAAAAACCAAAAAGGUAUGGAGAUGUUUCCACUCCUCUAGCGACAUCUCCUGUAGGCAGAGGCACCCCAGGUAGCAGCGAUAAAGACAACAGAGAUGCCUGUCAGCUACAGCCUGGGCUGCUGCAGUGAUUCCUCAAUAAAUAGGGCAUCUUAAAAGCUGAGGAAAGUGGGACUGACUGUACUAAGUCUAAAAAGAGAAAAGGCAGAGACAUCUAAACAGCUGAUCUAAGGGAGCUGCAGCACUGUCUCAUGGACACUAAGAGAACAUGGAAGGUGAUACUGUUGCGCUACUCAUCAGCGGGUGCUACUCCGCUGCUACUCCAUGUGUAGUAGACACUGUGAGCUGACCAGCUUGCAGUCUUGCAGAUUGUUUGAUCUUUUCCUUUUGAAAUCUCUUUGCACUGUCAGUUGAGCUACGCCUGAUAUGUGUCUUAGGUUACCAUUGUGUGGCGAAAGCUUUCGCUCUGUUUUGGAGUUGGUUUUGGUUUCUUCUUAAUUUGUAUGUGCACAUGUAUGUGUGUGUGUGUGUGUGUGUGUGUGUGUUGGGGUUUGAUCUGAAAAGACUCAAAGAGGAGAUUUCUCUGGCUGUGCAGAAGCAGUCUCAUAAUUGAUACCCCAGGAAUCCACAUUGUUGGAUUCUGGUAGUAAGUGCACAGUUAGCAGACAGUGAAUAUUCAGUGGCCCAGAGGGGGAUUUCAGCCAAGGUGUCGCAGCAAUGCAAAGACAACACAAAAUGGUUGCAUCUCCAAAAAGUUUCCUGAGAUGAACUCCUAACAGCCCACACGUGACAUUUCAGCUCUGCAGAAAGCUUUUUCACGCUAGAAAGUAGAUAACACCAUUUGUAAGUAGGUUGUUUUACCCAAAAGACAGUGAAUUUAGAACCAUGCUAAGUCCAUCUGGAGGAUCAUAAAAGCAUAGUUGGAAGGGACCCAUAGGGAUCAUUGAGUCCAACUCCCUGCUCCCUCGCAGGGUUUUAGGACUGUCUAAAACUAAACUCUAUGACUAUGAACAUCAUCCAGAUGCUGUCUGAGCUCUGACCACUUUUCCCAGGGAGCCUGUCCAGUGACUCAUCACCCUCUUAGCGAAGAACUUUCUUCCCAAUGCCCAAUCUGAACUUCCCGCAACGCAGCUUCAUCCCAUUUCCUAGUGUCCUACUGCUGGUCACCUCCCCCUCCAGUGCCCUCCUUGAGGAAGCUGUAGACUGCAAUGAGGGCACAGCCUUCUCCAAGCUGAUUUCUGCCUCGUAUUAUUUCUUAGAGUGACCCUAAGAACUCAUGUGGAAGCAGUAUGAAGUGAGGUGCAUUAAAGGUCUCUUCCCGUUUUCCCAGAAAGACAACAGACAGAAAGAAAAAAACCCACAGUUUUUAUGUCACAUUGCUCUGCUCAUCCCUAUCAAUUAAUAUGAAUUAGCCUUGCAGUGGUGGUUUUCUUGAAUGCCAGUGUGGGAGAGAGUCCAUGGUACUGCUGAACCCCAGCUUCCCUGAGGCUGAGUGCCAGCUGGUUGAGAGCAGUGUUAACCUGAGACUGAAGGCAGGAGGAGGGGGGGGUAUUUAUUCUGCUUUUAAAUUUCACAUACUCAAGUAAAUGAAGCUUAGUUAAUCCACCUACGAGUCCAAAGUUAGAGUGGUGUAACACACUCGAGUCAUUUAUUUCAUGCAUUAAAAAAAACAAGAGCUUUCUUGUCCUGAUUCAAGCAAAGACCUUCAUAAUCGUCAUCAUCCCUCCCUAGAAAGAAUCCUAGAACACUGUGGAGUUAGAUGGAAAGAAACCCAAGAGUUUUGUGCUGUUCAAUACAAUAAAUGAGUAAACACAUACCUAAAUAAACAAGUUACGUCCCAUGACUCUAGAUGUUCACUGAGAAAAGCUCAUAUUAACCCUGACUUCUCCAGAAGUUGGUUUUAAAAGCGAUGGGUUUGUAAAUAUGGAAUGCCCACCUGAAGGAGACAGAGCCAGCUUCCUGCAAACUGCAUCCGUUGUGUUUCUUUUCCACAGGCCUGUUGAGCCCACAGGUGUGUUGGGUGCCCGAGACCCAACUCCGUAACAAAGCAGAGAUAAUCCAGACAAAAGGAACAGUGAAACCUUGUUUGGGUUGCUAGGGGGAGAGCCCCAAGUGAAUAAUCCGUCGAGCUGUAGAGACGAAAGAAAAAGUGCUUCUGCCCCGUCUGCAGAGUUCCGCUGCUCUGUAACCACAAGCAGAAAGAAAUGAGCAAGCCUCUGUCCAGCAAAAGUAAAGGGAAAGCUAAUAGUGAUGAGGCAGAGCAUGUGCCCAGGAGGGCUGUGUCUACUUGCGCUGUGCAGCAGGAAAUGGUAUUCUCCAUUCAAAGCUCUGCUAAGGUACAGCAGUGACCUCAUCAUGACUGCUUACAAAUCUGAGCUUGCCUGCACUCACGCCCCAAAGGGCGUCCAAAGGCAGCCUGUGUGGACUGCCACACGUGAGCAGCAGGGUUCUUUUUCCUCUGUGCUGGACCUAAUACUGUUUGAAACUCAAGUACAAAUAUCCCUUCAAAGGCAAAGGCCUUGAAGAGUAGAGCACAUUCGCUAUGGAAAUCGACGCAGGUAGAGUUCUAGCCUAGGUGUGUGUGGAGUUCACUCGCUAGUCAGAUUGCUAAAGCAGCUCCCUCUGCAAGUCCAGCAAUUCCCACUGCAGGAAGGUAAAUUAGUUUCACGCUUGGAAAAGUCAAGCAUCUAAAAGCCACUUCAACUUUAGCAAAGAGAAAAAAGCCAACAGAUAAACAUGCUGUACGCUGGAUGUCAAGGAAUACAGUCUGCUGUUACAAACCUGUGUUAUUUUCUGGUAAUUCUAGAGCCUGUUACCAUAAAAGAGGCAUUUCUUGAAUGGCUGGUGGUAGGUAGUUCAUGUUUUUCAAUCCGAUUUGCAAUUGUAUUUGUUGCUGUAUAGUGAUUGUUUUGCAAAAUAAAAUCGCUUGUCAUCUAA